GGAUUAUUUUUGUGGAGCACAACGGUCAUGGCUGUGGCUCAGCUUGUGUCUCCCUUUUGAUAACCGUUUUGUCGAACUGUAUAGGGGCUUUAGAUGUGAUGUAAUGUCAGAUAAACGUCAGCGUGCUAGAGUCCAGGGCUCCUGGGCCAAACAACUGCCAAAACACACAAGGCCAACAGGUACAGUUCCAAAUAACCAUCAACCCCAAAGUACCCACUCAGCCCCUGGUUCUUGGGGAUCAGGGCCACAGAAGACAUGUGAGACAUUUGAGUAUCAUCAGCCUACUAAGGCCGUUAGAGAUGUUCCAGCUGAGAAGUUUCUUCAAGAACAUAAUUUUGCUUUGGACAGGAAGGCAGGUGAUCAUGUCAUCAGCAGUGGACCAUCUGGGGUGUCCAGACUCCGGCUGCUGCCUGGGUUUCUUCCCCCAGAGGAGGCUGACUGGAUGUUCAGUAAGCUGUUAGCAGAGCUUCCCUGGUCCCAGAAGACAAACUACAGACAUGGUGAGGCAUACGAGGAGCCCAGGCUGACCUGCUGGUAUGGGGAGUUGCCCUACACAUACGCUCAAUCCACAAUGGCUGCCAACACACAGUGGCAUCCAUUGCUGUUACCUCUCCGAGACGCAGUAGAACAGGCGAGCAGGUGCACGUUCAACUCCCUACUGUGCAACUUGUAUCGGGACGGCCAUGACAGCAUUGGCUGGCACAGUGACGACGAGGCCUCUUUAGGUGUCAAACCCACCAUCGCUUCCCUCAGUCUGGGCGACACCCGAGCGUUCAGUCUUCGCAAGCAGCCACCACCAGAGGAGAACGGCGACUACACUUACGUGGAGAGGAUUCGGGUUCCCCUGAGUCACGGGACACUGCUGCUAAUGGGAGGAGCUACACAGGAUGAUUGGCAGCAUCAAGUCGCUAAAGAGUACCAUGACAGAGGCCCACGUAUCAACUUGACCUUCAGAACUACCUAUCCAGAGCCAGAGGGCCACAAGCCAGGGACUAAGCUUCGCUUCACUGCCAAAUAAUAGUGAAGUGCCCUCAGAGUCAGGUAUUUAAGGCUUAGGAACGUGCAGAUUUGAGCUGUUUCAGGAAAGUUCUGCAAAGACAUCACUGAAUUGCACACCACAGUCUGAAUAACAGUUUCUUCCUAACUUAAAAUGGAGAUUUGCGUCUCUGCCUGUAUUCACCUGUUGCGUAAGUGAACGGAGAAUGGGUGUUAAUGAGGGAUUAAAGGUUUGGUCCAAUCUCACUUUUGAGUGUCACUUUGACUUAAUUCAGCACAGGCAGUUUAAUUUCAGACAGUUAUUAUAUUUUGGUUAGUAUGUUGGAGGUUGGAACAUUGCAACUGGCACUGAGCAAAAGUUAAGUUCAACAGAAAACAACGUUAUUUCUUCUUCUUUUUUGAUAGAAAAUAUGAUUUACAUUAUUUAGCUUUUAUUUUACUAGGAAGUCACCUGGACAUUGGAAUCUCUUUUCUAAGUGAGACAUGGACACAUGUCAGUCAGCACAUCAUACAUGUUGAUGUGAAAUUAUGUGACUUCAAUGUAAUGUUGUGAAAUGUACCCAACGCCCCUCCGUGUUUAUCCUGUCAAGCUUUAAGGACGGCGCAUGGUUGCUAUGAAAAGUAAGAAGGAAACUGGCAACUAGGGCCAGUUCAUACAAACAAGACAGUAGUAGGACAUGAUAUUGCGAAGUAUAUCAGGAGAAUAUGUACAGUAUACUGUAUUUUGGGUCCUGUUCCUCUUUGAUACUGACAUUUGAAAUUGUAUGACUGGGAAAAAGUACAUGUUUCAAGGGGAACUCGGAUAACUUCAGCAACUCUGGCAUGGUGUUCUAUUUAUUUCAUUAAAAAAGAAGUGUUCUUGAUUGUGUUUUACUGAAAUAAAAAGUACUGUUCUCUG
Messenger RNA from Solea solea (common sole), 1894 nucleotides. RefSeq names its product alkB homolog 3, alpha-ketoglutarate dependent dioxygenase (gene alkbh3). Gene Ontology annotation, cellular component: nucleus. The coding region runs from base 104 to 1018 and encodes 304 amino acids. Gene Ontology annotation, biological process: DNA repair; DNA alkylation repair. The record is from RefSeq and is a predicted model, not a curated record. The transcript has 10 exons. Lineage: Eukaryota; Metazoa; Chordata; Actinopteri; Pleuronectiformes; Soleidae. Gene Ontology annotation, molecular function: dioxygenase activity.